This is a messenger RNA of Malaclemys terrapin pileata, 1322 nucleotides long. Its product is annotated as glutathione S-transferase A4-like. Gene Ontology annotation, biological process: glutathione metabolic process; xenobiotic metabolic process. The record is from RefSeq and is a predicted model, not a curated record. The transcript has 7 exons. Gene Ontology annotation, molecular function: glutathione transferase activity. Bases 129 to 794 code for a protein of 221 amino acids. Lineage: Eukaryota; Metazoa; Chordata; Testudines; Emydidae.
CCCCUGAGGGGUGGAGUUUGGAGGAGCUCCAUACUCUCAGAACCUGAAGAGAUAAAUUCUGUUCUCAGUUAAGGAGGAGAAGAACUUGGCCUGGGUCAGGACGUGAAGGGAAGCAGAAGCAAGGAAGCAUGUCUGGGAAACCCAAACUUACCUACUUCAAUGGAAGAGGACGCAUGGAAUCAAUACGGUGGCUGUUGGCAGCAGCUGGGGUGGAGUUUGAAGAAGAAUUUUUGGAAACAAGAGAACAGUAUCAAAAGUUAAUAAAAGAUGGCGUCCUGCUGUUUGACCAAGUACCAUUGGUGGAAAUUGAUGGGAUGAAGAUGGUGCAGACCAGAGCCAUUCUCAGCUACAUAGCUGCCAAGUACAACCUCUAUGGGAAGGAUCUGAAAGAGAGAGCAUUAAUUGACAUGUAUGUGGAAGGAACAGCUGAUCUCAUGGGAAUGAUCAUUACCUUUGCUUUCACUCCACCUAAGGAGAGGAAUCUUGCCUUAAUCAUCGAGAGGGCCACAACCAGAUAUUUCCCAGUCUAUGAAAAGGUUCUGAAACAACAUGGGCAAGAGUUUCUUAUUGGCAACCGAUUCAGCUGGGCAGAUGUACAGCUGCUUGAAACCAUUUUAAUGGUAGAGGAGAAAGAGCCCACUGUGCUUUCCAAGUUCCCUGUGUUACAGGCUUUUAAAGCAAGAAUAAGCAACAUACCUACAAUUAAGAAAUUCCUGCAGCCUGGCAGCCAGAGGAAGCCCCCACCUGAUGACCAAUAUGUGGCGACAGUGAUUGAAGUUUUCAAAAAAGAUUAAAUGCCUGGUUCCAUUCAGAGAGGUCAUCAAAAUCUAAAAAGAACAGGCCAGUUUAGAUGACCAGCACUAUAUCGGGUCGGCAACGUUCGGCACACAACUCGCCAGGGUAAGCACCCUAGCUGGCCGGGCCAGUUUAUUUACCUGCUGACGUGGCAGGUUCGGCCGAUCGCGGCCCCCAUUGGCCGCGGUUCACUGUCCCGGGCCAAUGGGGGUGGCGGGAAGCCGCAGCCAGCACAUCCCUCGGCCCGCGCCACUUCCCACCGCCCCCAUUGGCCUGGGACGGCGAACCACGGCCAGUGGGGGCUGCGAUUGGCCGAACCUGCCACGUCAGCAGGUAAAUAAACUGGCCCGGCCCGCUAGGGUGCUUACCCUGGCGAGCUGCGUGCUGAACGUUGCUGACCCCUGCACUACAUAAUUAAAAGCAAUGACAUUCCAGUGAUAGAAAAUAGUAUCUAAUUACUCUUGCUGUUUGAGUGGUUUGUUUUAAUGAGUGUCAAGUCCUUGAUAAAAUAUGAAAACAAAAGAUUA